Messenger RNA from Aspergillus alliaceus, 2133 nucleotides. RefSeq lists its product as uncharacterized. The record is from RefSeq and is a predicted model, not a curated record. The transcript is spliced from 2 exons. Lineage: Eukaryota; Fungi; Ascomycota; Eurotiomycetes; Eurotiales; Aspergillaceae. The coding region runs from base 1 to 2133 and encodes 710 amino acids.
AUGGGCAGAAUAUACCAAUCUGCUGAGCUUGUUCUUGUCUGGCUCGGUGACUGCUCGUCAAAAUUAGCUCGAGGUCUUCCCAGCUUAGAAACACUCGCGAAGAAGACCCAAAGUGAACUACCACCACUGCCCAAGUUCAAAGGGCCUGGUGGGGAUUUGCAAGCGGCGGCCACGACCGCACUAGAUCUUUCCUGUCGGCAAUGGUUCAAGCGGAUCUGGGUACUGCAAGAAUACUUUUUAGCAAGGAAAGUCAACUUCCUCUAUGGUAACCAUGAAGUUAGCUUGGGAGCCUUACUGACCGCUUGUAUAUGGGUAUGUCAUGACCCUGGCGCUGUAAUAACACCCGAGCUGCCGUUGAAGGCUGAAUCGAUAGAAGCCCUUGCCCACAUUAAUAACAUCCCCAACUUCUUGUUGGCUCGCCAAGCCAUUGGUCAGGGCCGCAGGUUAACCCUCCGCGAAUGGCUUCAGGCCUGUCGAAGGCGCUAUGCUAAAGAUCCCAGAGAUUUUGUCUUUAGCGGCCUAUCUCUGAUCCACCCUGAGUCAUUGAAUAUAGAUAAUCAGCGUCUUCAGCAGGGAGAUCAUGCUGGCUUUGAAACCCAGGCACCUAUACUGCCGCUCAGGCCCGGUACGCAGACUCACAAAGACAAUCUAUUCACUGCAGAACAUCCCACAGCCACAUUAAAAGCCCCAACGUCAUCACCACUCAUACCCGAGGGCCUAUGGUGUUUCCUCAGGGUUGAUUAUGCAGCCAGCGAAGUCGAGGUACUUAUCAAUGUUGCAGCAUGCCUGCUUUCCCAGAAAGGACAACACAACCUCGAUCUGCUUUCCAUUGCAGCUCGUAGGCCGCCGGAUGACUUUAACGCAAGCAAUUGGUUUUGGCCUCGUGCUCAUCCUAUUCUCCCAUCUUGGGUCCCGGCCUUGGGUUCCAGGGGUUCUCUUGAACAUAGCAGCCUAGCAUCUACAGCAGAAGCAUCAGGUGAUGGUGGCACAGCCUUUGCAGCUGGUAUAUUAGGACAGCCGGGCCCAUCACCUAAGAUCUCUCGCAACGGGAGGACGUUAUUCCUUGAGGCUGCACCCCUUGACACAGUCGAGGAUAUAAUUUUAGAUAAUACUCUUAUGACAGAUGAGUACAUCGACAUCCUAAUUAGGUUCCUUGAAACUAUUGGCGGGAUGCCCCGCACUUACCUCCCAAGCGGUGGGACGAGCUUCGACGCGGUCGCAAUAUCCCUUGCCUCUUCGCUGUUCUUCUCGUUUCCCAGCACCACAGAACUAAACGUCAUUAAGGGCCAAAAUGUUGAACGAAUAUUACUAUCAUCUGUACAUGAGCAGCAUGCGCGUUUCUGGCUUUGCGAGUUUAUCGAGAGUGAGGUGCGCCACUGGGCGACACUUUUACGAAUGACUCGCGACGACUAUGCUUUGGCGCACGGAGUUGAGUGCUCAGGGGCGAAGUGGCCGGAGGAAACUAGUAUAGAACGGCAGAAGAAACUAGAUAGCCUCAUAUCCGCUUACUGGCAGCUGAACGAAAAGUUUGAUGAUCUUCCAUGGUCUAGGACAGCAGAUGAAGGCGUGGCGGCACCAACAGCGGCAACACCGCCCAACGAGACCACGUCCAGUCUAUGGGACCUACUGGAGACCUUCCAGUCUGCUAUUGAUGAGAAAAGAUUUGUUUGGAAAAGGAAGCUGUUGAUCUCUCUCGAGGCGCAGCGAUAUGUUACUGCCUUUUCUCUCGAACUUAAAAGGCGGAGCUUGUUUAUAACGAAAGACGGACUUAUUGGAAUGGGCCCUAGUUGGUUGAGCAAAGGGGAUCGGGUGAUGCUAGUAAGAGAUGCCAUUGUUCCUUACGUGUUUAGGCACGUUGAUGAGGAACUGAGGCACCAAGUGAAAACAAUGGAGACGAGGGAGGAUACGUUGAAAGAAUACUCGGUCGAAAGGAAAUAUAGUCUAUCACGGCAAUUUAUGCGGCCCACCCUUGAAAAGCAAAUAUCAGACUUGAAGCUGAAAAUUAACCACCUUCAAGCCGGCAGGAAAGACGCAUGGAUUUUGAUUGGGGAGGCGUAUAUUCCCGGUGUCAUGCGAGGAGAGGUUCUGGAAAGAGGGGGUUCUGAAAUUUUUAGGAGGAUUGCCAUAGUAUGA